AGUUGCCGAUCUGAGUGACUGUGAAGCGGUGGGAAGUAAAUGCCACACCCAUGCCGAGUGCCUCAAGGCUAAAGGCAAUAGCUUUGUAUGUGUGUGUCGGUUUGGCUACCAUGGAGACGGACUACUGUGUGUGGACAUUGACGAGUGUGUUACCGGCCUCCACGGCUGCCACCCAAAGGCCCGUUGCUUCAACACACUGGGCAGCUACAGCUGUGUGUGUCUGGAUGGCUACUUCGGCGACGGAGUCCAAUGUGAGGAUGUCAACGAAUGCCAGACGAAGAACGGCGGCUGCCACCCCGGUGCCCUCUGUACGAAUAGAGAAGGAGGGCGAGACUGCAAGUGCAAGGGAGGCUUCAAUGGCAAUGGGUUUCAGUGCACGGACAUUGACGAAUGCACAAACAGUGGCAUCUGCCAUUGGAAUGCCACCUGUAUUAACAACCCUGGCUCCUAUGUGUGCACCUGUAACUCAGGCUAUAAGGGCAAUGGGAACUACCUGUGUCUGGAUUUAGAUGAGUGUUCAGAGACUCCCGGUGUAUGCUCGGCCUCCUUUGGCUACAAAGGCUGUAAGAACCUGCCUGGAUCGUACCAAUGCACCUGUAGUAUUGGUUACCAGAGCAAUGGGCAAACCUGUGAGGACAUUGAUGAGUGUGCUGGUAACAUCUGUAGUUUCUAUGCUGACUGUGUCAACACGCUGGGCUCGUACCGCUGCGCCUGCUUCGAUGGAUUCAUUGGGAAUGGGCUGGCAUGUAGGGACAUCAAUGAGUGUAAUGGGGAGAAUACAUGUGACCCCAACGCUGCCUGUGUCAAUGUGCUGGGCAGCUAUGACUGCUCCUGCCGCACUGGAUAUCUAGGGGAUGGAAGGAAGUGCACCGACAUCGACGAGUGCGCCACCCUUAAUAUCUGCCCUGCUUCGGCCGCGUGCGUCAACACCAGGGGGUCGUUCUACUGUGACUGCGGCACGGGCUACACCUUUAACGACUCCAAGUGUAUGGACCUGGAUGAGUGUACCAUCGGGCGCUGUAGCCCCUUCUCCACCUGUGCCAACUUCCCGGGCUCCUUCACCUGUGAGUGCAGGGCAGGGUUCAGGGGCAACGGCAUCACCUGCGAGGACUUGGACGAGUGCUCCUUGGCACAGCAGUGCCACUCCAAUGCCCUCUGCACCAACCUUGCGGGCACGUUCAACUGCCAAUGCCAGGUAGGCUACUCCGGGGAUGGGGCGAUCCAGUGUGCGGACGUGAACGAGUGUCUGGUGGACAACGGAGGCUGCCGGAAUAAAGCCACCUGCGUCAAUAGUAAAGGUUCCUUCUCCUGUCUGUGUUCGCCUGGGUUCAACUUGGUCAACCGCACCACAUGUCAGGAUAUAGACGAGUGCCAGGCCAUGGAGAAGCCAUGCCACCUCAAUGAACGCUGCUCAAACACUGAGGGGGCGUAUGAGUGCCCCUGCCGGGUGGGCUUUGCCCGCCCCACAGCGACCAAGGCCUGUACGGAUAUCGACGAGUGCAAAGUCAACAACCCCUGCCACGUCAACGCCACAUGUUUGAACACAGUGGGCUCCCAUACCUGUACCUGUAAGCACGGAUUCAUAGGCAACGGCUCCAGGUGUGAGGAUGUGAACGAGUGUGCUGAAGAAGGCACAUGCCACUCACGGGCACUGUGUGCCAACAUACCCGGGGAUUUCUCCUGCUCCUGCCAGCAGGGCUUCUUUGGGGAUGGCUUCCGGUGCCAGGAUGUGGAUGAGUGUGCCCUUUCCAACGCCGCCACCUGUCCCCCCAUCUCAAAGUGUGUCAACUCCCCCGGAGCCUACGUCUGCUCCUGUAUGAAUGGCACAGUGGCCUAUAAUGACACCUGUGUGGCCCCCAGUCCCCGGUGUGCCCCUGCCUGCCACCGUCAUGGGCUCUGCCACCGCUCGCCCGCUGGCUUCCAGUGUGUGUGUGACCUAGGCUUUGAGGGGGAUGGACUCGCCUGUUCGGAUAUAGAUGAGUGUCAGAAGAAUGUGUGCCCUCAGAAUGAGACAAAGUGUGUGAAUAUCCCAGGCUCUUUUUCCUGUCUCUGCAAAGUGGGCUACAGACAGAACGGGACAAACUGCGUUGAUGUGGAUGAGUGUGUGUCUGAAGACAAGGAGUGCAGUGAGUUUGCCCAGUGUGUGAACACAGUAGGGAGUCACCUCUGUUUCUGUCUCAGUGGCUUCACUGGCGAUGGGAAGAACUGUUCUGACAUUGAUGAGUGCCAAAACCAAAAUGGAGGAUGCCACCCCAUUGCCAGCUGCUCAAACACUGCCGGAUCACACAACUGUAUCUGUCCGUCUGGCACCGAGGGCACUGGCAUUGAGUGUCAGGAUGUUGACGAGUGUGCCGACAACUCCACCAAGCCCCACAACUGCAGCCGCCUGGCCCAAUGCAACAACACGGACGGCUCCUACCUCUGUCUGUGCCAGGAGGGGUACCAGGGGGACGGGUUCGUCUGUGAGGACGUGGACGAGUGUCUCUCACCCUCCACCUGUGGGAGGAACUUGACAUGCCACAACACCCCCGGGGGGUACAACUGCACCUGCAUUCUGGGACUAGCCUACGAAGCAGGCACGUGUGUGAGCGUGGAGAACUGCCUGAACGCCAGCCGGGCGUGCCACCCUCACGCAGCGUGCCACCACACCAAGGGCUCCUUCUACUGCCACUGCCAGGGUGGUUUCCAUGGCAACGGGGUGGCCUGCUGGGAUGUGGAUGAGUGUAGCCAAUCGGGGCGGGAGUACUGCCCGGAGUUCUCCUACUGCUUCAACACAGAAGGCUCCUAUACGUGUGACUGUUGGGAUGGUUACCAGGACAAUGGGACACACUGCAUGGAUGUGGAUGAGUGUGAGGCGGGGAACUACACCUGUCCUGACAACAGCACCUGUACCAACACAGAGGGCAGCUACCGCUGCCGCUGUGAUCUGGGCUUCCUGGCUAGUAACAACUCUCAGUGUCUGGAUAUUGACGAGUGUGUCUUGGGGCUGGCGCGAUGCCCGGAUAGCUCAGAUUGCCAGAACACACCCGGCUCCUUUGUCUGUAACUGCUGGGACGGUUACCAGGGCAAUGGCACAGGCUGCCAGGAUAUCGACGAAUGCCUGGACAACUCCACCUGUCUUGAGAACAGCACCUGCGUCAACACCUAUGGCAGCUUCCUGUGUCCCUGUAACGUAGGAUUCCUCAGUAUAAAUGAUCGGUGUGAGGAUAUCGAGGACUGUUCGGACCCCGACCUCGGGCCGCUUUGUAUCAACGGAACAUGCAUGAACACCAUUGGUUCAUUCUUCUGCUUAUGCUACGUGGGCUUCUGGAGCAACGAUACUGAGUGUGUGGAUGUGGAUGAGUGUUCUGAGGUGUAUUCCAACUCCUCUACCUCGGUCUCUGUCUGCCAGCCCUCCUCCACCUGUAUCAACCUCCCUGGCUCCUAUCAGUGUCCCUGUAAUAGUGGCUUCCUCCUGAACGGCACAGAUUGCCAGGAUGUAGACGAGUGUAGCGACCCGGAGGGCGCCCCCUGCCCUGAUCACUCCGUGUGCAAAAACACUAUUGGCUCCCUCCUUUGUCCCUGUCUGGACGGGUAUGAGCCAGGGGCAGAAGGCAAUGACACGGUGUGCGGGGAUAUUGACGAGUGCCUCUUUAAUACCACAUGUCGCGUUGACCAGGUGUGCACUAACUUGCCCGGGACGUACCACUGUGACUGUCCCGGGGGGUACCAUGAGGAUGUGGGAGCAUGUGUGGAUACGGAUGAAUGUGGGAAUAGUAAGGGUGCCGAGGUGUGUCACCCCUCGGCGCGCUGUUGGAACACUCCAGGCUCCUACACAUGCCUCUGCUCCCAGGGCCACGCGGGCAACGGCACCUGGUGCGAGGACGUGGAUGAGUGCUCCGUCCUGACGGCGCCCUGUCACAAACGCGCCCUCUGCUACAACACGCCCGGGUCAUUCCUGUGUGUGUGCCACCCAGGACUCCUGGGCAUCGGGGCCCUGUGUGUGGACCUGGACGAGUGCCAACAGAACAAUGGAGGAUGCCACUCUGCUGCCACCUGUUCUAACUCUGCGGGGGGGUUCCAAUGCCACUGUGCCAGUGGCUGGGAUACCAGGGGGGAGAGAGGGGGGCAUGGGGACAGAGGGUGUGUUGACCAGGACGAGUGUGUGUCGCCCUCGGCAUGCCCCGCCCACACGUCCUGUAGAAACUACCCAGGGUCCUUCAACUGCUCCUGUGCCUCUAACAACACUGUUUGUAUUGAGCUGGCUAAGGAGAGUGAUUUGUACCCGUUUGGUGAUGAGGUGGGAGAUAUAGGAGUGUGGUUGGACACAAAAGAUGGGAACUCUCCUUACAUCACACCACCUAUGGGUUUCCCCUUCAUAGGCAAGUUGUAUGAUCGGGUCUAUGUAAGUAUCCACAUCUUUACUCACAACUCUGAGACUGGCAACCCUGAACUGAAGACAUUCUCGGAUAAUGGACUCAUUCAGUUCCAGUCUAUCAGUCAGAACGAGCAGUUCCUGCUUCCUGUCCCUUUCCCUACGGGUUUCCGUGGCAACGAGGGCCUGGCAAUGCUGGCGGUGUUCUGGGACGAUGCUGACCUCACCCUCGGGGAGGGGAAGCUGUUCUAUCAGGAAUACCACAAGCUGAAUAUGUCAGAUAGAUAUUCCCAAAUUGUCUUCAGCCGUACAGCGGACGAUGUGACGCGGUUUGAGGAACGGAACGACAAACCUGCGUUCACCCCAGCCUGGAUUCUAAAGAUCACUUGGGAUCAUGUGAUGGCUGUCUCCUAUCAGAAAAUCAACUACUCUGAGGCUAACACCUUCCAGUGCAUCCUGACUACGGACGGGGAGCGCUCCUUUGCUCUGCUACGCUUCGGGGAGAUGUACUGGGGUCCUGGCCAGAGGAUCCACCAUGACACCCUCACUGGCUACACCGACGGUGGAGCCCACUUUUUCAACGAGACCACGGAUCCAACAAAUCUGUUUGGCCCAGGGGGGCGGUAUAGACCUCAGGAGGUGAAGGGGAACACAGGUCAGCUGGGUCAGCUGGUGUAUGACCUGACAGGGCCCACAGAGCGCGAACAGGACCCGAAGAUGAGGUGCCAGGUGUGGGCCCUAAAGGAGCCCGAGCCGAAGGAGUGGGCCAAGGGGGUGUCCUCAUGCCCCUGUACCCGCGCCCAAGCACUGGAGGACUUGGCCUUCGGGCCUGAGACCCUGCCCCCCAACCAGCAGGAUCGGGUACGGGUGACAGAGCUACGGGGGCUACGUUGGGGGGGCAGUGGGGGUCACGUAUUCCAGUCCAUCCUGUCCAAUCGGCACGGCUCAGGGAAGAGAUGUGUGUAUGACCCACAAGGUCCCCUGUUGGCUGGAUACAGUGAGCGCUACUUCUCUGGAGCCACUGCACAGAAACACAUAGAUGAGGAUCUCCUUCCGUUCCAGUGGUGUUGUAUCCAGUCUCCUCUGUGCCACCUCUAUCUGGCCAAGAGACCCCUGGACCGUUGCCAAGGUUACGGCUGGGUGAGCCCCGACUGCUGCAUAACCGCGGCCAAGGCAACACAGGGCAUUGGCAUGGUGUACGGCAGCCUUCAUUUCAUCACCUUCGAUGGGACUGAGUACUCCUUCAAGGCCCUCGGCGAGUUUGUCAUUGUGCGCCUCUCCUCCUACACGGGCUCCAAUAUCUUCACGCUGCAGGGUGAGAUGUGCGAGCUGAAGACGGACAGACAGGCUAGACGGGUCCCCACGGUGGUGAGGAUGGCUGCUUUUCACCAGGGCAUCGGCAAGGUUGAGUGGCGGUGUGCAGAGUCAGGAGAGGGACUGGAGGUCCUGGUGGAUAAUGUGAAGGUCCCAGUCUUUGUCGGUGUGGUGCACAUGGGCAAGGAGGGUUUUGCGGUGCGCUGUACUUCGGCCAGUAGCUGUGCGGCAGUGUACGCCGGGGGGCUCCACGUGGUGGUGUGGAGGGUGGGUGGAGGUGGUGGUGCACAGCAGUUGGCCGCCCUGGUGGAGGUCCCCCAGACCUUCUACAACCGCACAGUGGGCCUCCUGGGCUUCUGGAGCUCCAACCGCACCGAUGACUUCCUGCAGUCAGACGGGAAGCUGAUGAUCUCCCCCAAGAGCAACCUUCCCCCGGAGGAGAGCCUGCGCCAAUUUGGUCUGUCCUGGGCUGUGCCCGUUCCAGAGAGCCUGCUCUUCUCCAUCCCACCCACUGGUCGAUUUACUCUAGCCUCGACAGAGGAGCUGAUGUCAGUGAGUCCAGCUGUACAAGACAGACUGAGGAGGACAUGUCAGGGCAGUUUGCAGUGUGUUCAUGACAUCCUGGCUUCUAACGACACUGGACUGGGUUUGCAAAGUCUGGAGUCCCAGGAGCUGUACCACAAGCUGGCUACGGUGUUUGGGAACAUGCCUCCCAUAGUGACUGAGCCCACGGUGAUCCGUUGUAAGGUCAAAUCCACCGUUCGCGUGCAGAUCAGCACUCAAGACUCCAACCUAGACCCUAUAAGCUUCUCACUGCUCUUCCCCAGACCACCACAAGCAUCUGUUGGGAAAAGUGAUGGUAUAUUGACCUGGACACCACUCAACAUCCAGCCAGUCUACCUGACCAUCAGAGUUGAUGACCAGCUGUUGAGCUCUCAGUUCACCCCCAUCCUGCAGGUGUGCAACUGCCUCAACGGUGGCACCUGCCAAUAUAACAGCAUAGUGGACAACCAUCUGCAGGGGAGAUUUCUGGUGGUAGGGUGUCUGUGCCCUAAGGGUUUCAGUGGGAAAUUCUGUGGGAAUACCACCGACGUGUGUAAAGGGAAGCCUUGCUUCCCAGGAGUGCAGUGCCAGUCCCAGGGAGAGCCAGACCAGUUCACCUGUGGAGAGUGCCCCUCACCCACCAUCUACGGGGACAAGCAGGGAUACAAGUGCUUUGAGAAUGACCUCUGCCUCCCUCCCUUCCCCUUUCCCUGUCACACGAUGGCCGACUGCCUCAGCUCAGGGUACAACUACACCUGCAGGUGCAAGCCUGGCUUUACUGGGGACGGACGCAACUGCACAGACAUAAAUGAGUGCCUGGACCCAUCGGCCUGUCGUAACGCUAAGUUUGAGUGUGUGAACACGCCAGGGUCCAUCCGAUGCUCCUGUCGCUACCAGAGCACUGAGGAAACCGAUGGCUGUGGGGACUCUGCCAAUCCACCAGGGUUCAAUGUCUUCAACGUGUCCUUGGGCUGGAGGAACCAGGGUUCUGGAGGAGAGGGGCUGAGGCAGCUGGAGGAGAUUCUGUCAAUGGGCUUCCAGAACAAGUUCUACAACGCUGUGACGAAACGGCCGAUGCAGGGCUCAGGUCUGGAUGAGUACAGGAUCAACGUGUCCAGUGACACACCCCACUGGUACAUCAGAGACUACCUGACCCGCGUCAGUGCUUACUACAGCAUCAAAACCGCUGAAGUUGGAGACUUGGAUGAGUGUAAAUCAAAUGAGGCUGUGUGUAGGCAACCUGCUCUUUGUGCCAACACUUACGGAGGGUACAGGUGUGUGUGUAACGGGACCACCGACGUCGACUACACCCAAUCCUGCAUUUUAGUAGACAUGGGUGGUUUGAACAGGACGGAGAUAGCGGUGGCCCAGAUGGCGGAGGAUAAGAAGCCCCUGAUCCUGGGCCUGGUUUUAGGCAUCGGGAUCCCUGUCCUCCUCCUACUGUCUGCCCUCGCCUGCUUCUGCUGUUCCCGCAAGAAGACCAUCACAGGAGAAAUUCCUCAAUUGUUACCCGAAUAUGUUCAGGAGCAGUACAACCCUCCGCCCUUCAACUACUCGGACCCGGCUCUACACUACAACGUCCACGUCAGCCCGCGCGUCAUCGACGACCUUACACCCAGGAAGCAUCGCAGUACAAACUUCACACACGCUUGACAGCGCUAUUAUGAUUCUACAUGUCAAAAAUAAAACAAAGUAAAUAUAUUAUUUGUACCUGUAAUAACCAAUUGCUUAAAGCUGAGGGACUUUCAAAGUCCAAUGUAUUUCAGAAAAGAAGAAGUGGACACAGAGAGAAGCUACGCAUAUCUCGUGCUGUGAUUCUGACAAGCACUCCUAGCAAGUACAUCGAAGAAAAGGCUGGACGGCUCUGGGCGAGGGAACUUAAUAAACCCGUAGACAUACAAACAUGGAGCCAUUCAUGUGCCUUAAGUAUUUCCCAUGUGACACCUAAUGCUUUCUGUUCAUUAUUUGUUAUCAUAGUUAUUAUAUGCAUGUGUAAAGCACAUUUGUAUUCAUAUUACAGCGUGAGCUUUGCCACAUAUCUGUACAUGCAACGGAUUAACACAGAGAAGAUUGUAGUCAUUUCAUUUAUCAGACAACAUGUUGUGGUCCAUCAGCUGUUUUACUUUAGAGCAUAAUGUCUACCGCUUUGUGUUGGACUUCGCACUGUGGUGGAGGGUACUGUAGGGUUCUGAGUCUUGAUGGUUAUGAAGAAACAGAGAACGAACGAGAAGCACUUGAAUCCAAUUCAAGGUUUCCUUAACGACCGGUCGGUAAGAGUAGUAUACACCGAGCAUACAAACUUUGUCAUACAUGGGUCUCAAACACCCUUAUAUAAGUUAUGAACGGCCUGUCACCAUUAUCCUGAGUGGAGAGCUCAAAAACCAAACCUCAUAUCGAUCUACAAGACCAGAGAGAGUCCGCGGCUACAGAGAAGUCGCAGUCAUGGCUGGGAUGGCGAGGCAUCGGUGAGACGCCUUGUUUACCACAUCCUCCCUCUACUCAAGCCAUGUGGUUCCCUCUUGACUGUCACUCCAUCUUUUGGUAGCUUGAAAUCUUUUUAAAAAAACGUUAAACUCUGGCUGAAAAUAGUAAUCCAGACCCGAAUCUAUUUAGCUGUUUUAUUUGAUUCUUGUUUGUUCAGCUUUUUCAAGCGCUUUGAGACUCAUUCUGUAAUGAAAAGCGCUAUAGAAGUCAAAUAAAUUAUUAUUGUCAUGUACAUUGAAGAGAGGAGU
Oncorhynchus tshawytscha (Chinook salmon) is the source of this 8943-nucleotide messenger RNA. RefSeq lists its product as uncharacterized. Gene Ontology annotation, biological process: cell-matrix adhesion. The record is from RefSeq and is a predicted model, not a curated record. NCBI's taxonomy places the organism in Eukaryota, Metazoa, Chordata, Actinopteri, Salmoniformes, Salmonidae. Gene Ontology annotation, molecular function: calcium ion binding. The coding region runs from base 989 to 7864 and encodes 2291 amino acids. The transcript has 23 exons.